Messenger RNA from Culicoides brevitarsis, 3229 nucleotides. RefSeq names its product cyclin-T1-like. The record is from RefSeq and is a predicted model, not a curated record. Bases 122 to 3178 code for a protein of 1018 amino acids. The transcript has 7 exons. Gene Ontology annotation, molecular function: cyclin-dependent protein serine/threonine kinase activator activity. Lineage: Eukaryota; Metazoa; Arthropoda; Insecta; Diptera; Ceratopogonidae. Gene Ontology annotation, biological process: positive regulation of DNA-templated transcription, elongation; regulation of transcription by RNA polymerase II. Gene Ontology annotation, cellular component: nucleus; cyclin/CDK positive transcription elongation factor complex.
GCUGGUUUAUGCAAAACUCGUAUUUUCUUAUUUUUCACCGUAAUUUUCAAGAAAUUCGCGCAUAAAACAGCUGAAAAUUGUUAAUUUGACAGUGCUAAUUAACGUAUAAAAUCGCAUUAGUAUGGCUGGUGAUCCGCAAGAUAGCCAAGCGCGUUUUUAUUUUACACCAGAACAAUUAGCAAACUCGCCAUCACGAAAAUGUGGAAUGGAUGCGGACACAGAGCUGCUUUAUCGUCAACGCGCCGCCAAUCUGAUACAGGAUAUGGGCCAGCGACUUCAUGUGUCGCAACUUUGCAUCAACACAGCAAUCGUUUAUAUGCACAGAUAUUAUGCAUUUCACUCCCUUACCAAUUUUCACCGAAACAGUAUCGCUGCGGCAGCCUUAUUCUUGGCGGCAAAGGUCGAAGAGCAACCGAGAAAGCUAGAGCAUGUCAUUAGAGUAACACAUUUAUGCCUGAAUCAAGAACCGCCGGACCCGACAAAGGAACCGUAUCAGGAACUGGCUCAGGAUUUAGUUUUUAACGAAAAUGUGCUCUUACAGACGCUGGGUUUUGACGUGGCGAUCGACCAUCCGCACACGCAUGUCGUCAAAACGUGCGGUUUGGUCAAGGCAUCCAAAGAGCUUGCCCAAACGUCGUAUUUUAUGGCGUCAAAUAGCUUACACCUCACAACAAUGUGCUUACAAUACCGACCAACAGUAGUUGCCUGCUUUUGCAUCCAUCUGGCGUGCAAAUGGUCCCGCUGGGAAAUUCCGCAAUCGACGGAGGGCAAACAUUGGUUUCAAUAUGUGGAUAAGACUGUGACACUGGAUCUGUUGAAGCAAUUGACAGACGAAUUCCUACACAUAUUCGACAAAUGUCCGACUCGAUUAAAAAGACUGAAAACGUUGAAUAAUUCAACACAACAAGCCGCUGAGGAACAACGAAAGGCGAAAGAAGAAGAACAAGCAGCUGCGGGUUCUUCAGCCAGUAGUAGCAAUCAGCGUCAUCAUGGUCAUUCUAGUUCAUCAAAAAUACCUCCAUUAGAUCAUCAAAAAUCAUCCUCAUCGCGUAUGAGUGGCUCGUCGUCGUCGUCGUCGCAGAUGCAACAACAGCGCGCCAAAAUGGACCGUCCAUCAUCCGGAACGUCACACAGCUCGUCAUAUCCAAGUUCCUCCGACAAAAACAUGAUGGCGGGACAACACAUGCGACCUCCCUCCGGACAAUCAUCUUCCUCGUCGUCAUCGUCUUCGUCGUCGCGCGAUCCGCACUUUAACAAAGGUCGUCCCCAUUCCAUGGGCGGUUCCUCGUCGCAGCAGCAGCAGCAACAACAACAGCAGCAAAGCAGCGGCAUGAAAGAUCGUCACAGCACGGGCAAUGGACAACAACCGCCGCCGCCGCACAUGAAACACGACAAAAUGAUGAAAAUCCAUCCGGCAAGCAUCGGCGUGAAUUCCUCUCAAAUGGAUCCGACGACGAUGCGAAAGCAACAGCAACAGCAGCAACCGCCAUAUCCCGGUCAAAAUCCCCACAAAAUGCCUCCCGGUUACAAUCAGCAACAGCCUAGCAUGCAAAAACACAAAAGUAUGCCGCCAAGCAUGAAACAAAAUCACGCAAAGCACCAUCAGCAGCAACCGUCAAGUCAAGCUUCAUCACAAAAUCCUCACUCGAUGCCUCAAAUGCCGCUCGCCUCACAGUCGUUCAAGCUCCUGGAUGAGUCUGUCAUCUCGGAUACGACGCUAAAGUCAUCGCCGACGCACAUGUCGCAACCCAACAAACCCUCGAGUAUUUUCAGUCCCGAUUGGAAAGACAGCGGAUCAUCAAUGCCUCCCUCUCUGACGCAAAAUUUGUCGAAUCCGCAGCAACAACGUACUUCCAAUGCGCCAAAUCGCAACAAUAACAACUCCCAACCGCUUUACAAGACCUCGUCGAUGGACAAGAAGCAGCAGCAAUCACAACCCCCGCCCCUAAUUGGCAUCGGAAUGUCCUCCUCGGGCACGGAAAUGGACUUUAUCAAGCAAGAAAAGUUAUCGAACGAGCCGCCGCAGCAACUUUUGGCUCCAGGACCGAAAGAAAUGAAAGAUUUAAAGUCCGUUAAAAGACCUCCGAGCAGUCUCGAGGAAGAUCGGGACUUUAAAAUGCGACGACUUGAGGCGCGGAUGGAAGGAAGUGACCCAAUGCCCGAUUUGCAAGCCGCCAUCAAGCAAGAAGAUCACAAAGCGUCGCUCGAAAACAAAUGGCCUCAACAACCUCCGUACGGAAUGCCGCCGCAAAAGCAACAAAGGCCCCCGGAGGACAUGAUGCGACAAAUAACGGGCGAACAAAUUAAGCGUGAGAGUGAUAAAUGGUCCAAAUCACGUGGUGUCGCACGUGACAUGUAUGGACAAGUGAUGCAAACACAGCAACCGCCGCCGCCGAUGAACUACAAUGAUACUCAAUCGAUGAUGUUCCAACAAAAUCUCAACAUGCCAGGUCAUCCGGGCAUGCAACAGCAACCGAUGAUGAUGCCGCCGAUGAACAACGAGCCAAAACCGAAACCACUGUCGAGCGUCAAUGGCAUCGAAACGAACCCGGAUCUGAUCCGGAGUCUCCUGAAGGAGAGUUUUAGUGCGCCAUCGACCAUUUUGCCCAUAAGUGAUACGCCCGGACCCCUUUUAAGCGACAACGUUGACUCAAAUCUCGCGGGAAUUGACAGUUUGGGCAUGACAACUCCCGCUGCUGCCGACAACAUUGACAGCAGUCAUCAUCGCAAGUCCGAAAAGAAGAAGAAAAAGGAGAAACACAAGCACAAGGAAAAAUCCAAGGACAAAGACAAGGAUCGCGAGGAACGGAAAAAGCAUAAAAAGGACAAAGAUCGACAUCGGGACAAGAGUAGGGAACGCGAACAUCAUUCAGCGUCGUUACAACAACAAAAUCUACUACAACAACAACAAAAUAUGCAUCAACAAGACACAUCAUCCAUGAAAAUCACGAUACCAAAAACGAAAAUUAGCCUCUCCGCAUCCGGAGAUCUGUCAGACGUCAAUAAUAUCGCCGCUACAGCGCCCUCUUCCGGCGGAUUGAAAAUUAAAAUACCCAAAGAUCGGAUUAAGGCGAGCGGGGGAGCCCCUCCCGCGACUUUGCCGAACGAUCAGGCAUCAGGAAUUAAGAUUAAAAUUUCGCGGAACCAGAUAGAAGGUUACAACAGCAAUAAUAAAUAAAAAAAAAGUUGUUUAUUUAUUGACAUAAUAAAUAUAUUUAUAUAUAAUGCA